Messenger RNA from Agrilus planipennis (emerald ash borer), 1448 nucleotides. RefSeq lists its product as uncharacterized. Bases 223 to 1191 code for a protein of 322 amino acids. The record is from RefSeq and is a predicted model, not a curated record. NCBI's taxonomy places the organism in Eukaryota, Metazoa, Arthropoda, Insecta, Coleoptera, Buprestidae. The transcript has 7 exons.
UCAACAAUGAAGCAACUUGAGACAUUGUCGAUUCGAUUCGGUUAGAUUUUCGGUUUCUUGUGAUUAAAAAAAAUCGCUUUUUAACGACCAAUACGACGUAGGAAUAAGAAACCGCUCCAAAACUGCCUUCAGACCUUCUAAUACUGCAGCCGCAUUCAAAAAUAAAGAGAUGUUAUUGAAUGACAACCUACUACGUCGUGGUUAUGUUUGGCGCACACAGAGAUGAGACCAUUCGCCCUUUUUAUGGUCCUAUCUUUCAACAAUUUCACGUUACCAUUGGGCCAAAUUUUAAAGCCACCAAGGAGGUACAAUGUUGACGCCGACGAUCCAGAUUACAACGAUAAUCACAUAAUACCCGAUUUAACGGAUUAUGAUAAUGACAACAAUAAUGGCACAGAUAAAGGGACGUAUGUCGGCGGUCCAUGCGACCGCAACUGCAGCUCUCGCCUUAGUCACGUCUACUGCGACCCCAUUACCAACCUGUGCCGAUGUAAGAAAGGAUACCCUGUACAACUUAAUCCAACUACGGGAUGUGGAAAACCAAAAAGACUCGGAGAACAAUGCUACUACCGAGAAUCAUGUCUGUAUUCAGACUCCCACUCGUCGUGUAUACAGGUACAUCACAACGCAAUUUGCCAAUGUGACUCAGGUUACCACCUGGUUUCGUUGCAAAAACCAUCCAAUAGGACGUUUUGUGCAGCCGAUGUCAAAAUCAUGACGACCGAUUAUUCCACCCUCGCGGGGGUGUUAUCCGGCAUUGCCCUUUUGUCCGGCUUAAUAUGUUUCGUCUUACACCUCUUCAAUCAGAACCGUUACGGAGGCCCGCACCGUUUCGCCAACGCCAACAUACCACCCCCAAUCUUCUUUUCAAACGAUGCAGGUUCUCGUCGACCGAGUAUAUCGUCUAUCCACAGCGGAUCGUCGAUUAGAAGUUACAGCGCAAAAAGAUUCGAACGCGACAGGGAAAUGAAGGAGGAACGUGAAAUGCAGAAACGUCUCGCAAAAAUGACGGCGGCGAUGCAGGCCAACGGAAGGAUAAACCAGCCCACUCCUAGUCCCCGGUCUACGGACGAACUGUUGCCAACUUUAACUGAAGAUAAACCGGUGCCAUUAGCUCUCCAAGAAGAAGAAAACAGCUCCAAUAGCGGAGUUCACGAUGACAUUCCAUCGACAUCUAGACAAUUUCUAUAACAUUUUGUAGUAAUAAUUAUCAUGUGCCCCCUCCCUGCCAAUAUUAUAUUAACAAUUUUAUUAAAGAAUGGCCUAUGUGGUGAUAUGAUGGUAUUUUGUUGUUAAACGUUUAAAUGGGCGCUUUUUUUACAAAUGUAAUUAAGUAUUAUACAAAUCGUUGUUCUUUAUAUUGUAAGUAAUUUAAGAUUUAAUAUUAGGUAAUUGUACAUAUUUACAUGCUUUGUACAGAUGAACGUGAAAUUCGGGCAUUUUAUGGA